AUGACGUUGGUAGCAGAGCGAGCAAGUGAAGCACCGCCGGAGUUUGUGUCCAAGACCUUGACAGGGGACAUGCAGGACAUAGCGGCUGUGGUUGACCAUAACUGUUUCUUCAUGCCCUCUGAGCUGCCGAUGCACCAGGUCAGCUUCUGCUGCCAGCGGUUCUCCAACUCGAGACUUUUCAUCUGCGGCCUCAGCACAGGAGCUUUUCUGUCUCUAGCGUACGCUGCGAGCAAAGAACUCCAUCCUCCCGGUGACCCGGUGGCUGGAUGCUUCACAUUCGCAUGUGUGGACGAUAUUCCGGGGUCAGUUGCCCUGGACUUCUCGGAGGACCAGGUCAAGGAGGCCAAGGAGAAAGGGUUCUGCUACAAGGAAUUCUUUCCUUUCGGCUGCCCCGACAAUCCUCAGAGGCAGAGUGGAAGCUUUCCAAGGAUUACAUCGACUCGUACUCCUCCUUUCCAGGGCCUCAAGAGCUGGCAAGGGAUCUACAAGUUCCCCUCCUGA
Messenger RNA from Guillardia theta CCMP2712, 501 nucleotides. RefSeq lists its product as hypothetical. The transcript has 4 exons. Lineage: Eukaryota; Cryptophyceae; Pyrenomonadales; Geminigeraceae. The record is from RefSeq and is a predicted model, not a curated record. The coding region runs from base 1 to 501 and encodes 166 amino acids.